Messenger RNA from Xyrauchen texanus (razorback sucker), 2582 nucleotides. Its product is annotated as neuronal PAS domain-containing protein 4B-like. Lineage: Eukaryota; Metazoa; Chordata; Actinopteri; Cypriniformes; Catostomidae. Gene Ontology annotation, molecular function: DNA-binding transcription factor activity, RNA polymerase II-specific; protein dimerization activity; RNA polymerase II transcription regulatory region sequence-specific DNA binding. The record is from RefSeq and is a predicted model, not a curated record. The transcript is spliced from 8 exons. Gene Ontology annotation, biological process: regulation of transcription by RNA polymerase II. The coding region runs from base 1 to 2556 and encodes 851 amino acids.
AUGUACCGGUCCACCAAAGGAGCAUCGAAAGCUCGGAGAGAUCAGAUCAACGCAGAAAUUCGCAACUUGAAAGAUCUUCUCCCCAUCUCCGAUGCCGACAAAGCUCGUAUCUCGUAUCUUCACAUUAUGUCCCUUGCCUGCAUUUACACAAGAAAGUCCGUCUUUUUCUCUCAAGGUCAAGAUGGAAGCGGGAGCGCCCUGUCUUUGCCAGAACUCUCGGAGCUCGUGCACACGUUACCGGGCUUUCUCCUCGUGCUGUCGAGUGAAGGAAAACUACUGUAUCUUUCGGACAACGUCGAAGAGCACCUUGGACAUACCAUGGUUGAUCUGGUUGCUCAGGGUGAUAGCGUGUAUGACAUUACUGACCCAUCCGACCAUUUCAUCGUGAGGGGCAACCUUGUGCCAAUCACCACACCUGACACAGAUCGCCUCUUUCGCUGCCGAUUCAGCACCUCAAAGUUUGUGAGGAGGCAGGGAACAAAGAACAAACUUAUGCUGGUACAAGCGCGCUGCCUGCCACCUCCCUUCCAUGCUUCCUCCUACUGGACCUCCAACCCAGUGUGGGUGUGUUUUUGCUCUCCCCUGGAUUCCCUUGUCCCUCACCUUUCUUCAGCCAGUAACCCUCUUCCCACCCCACCUGCUGAGCAACCGUUCCUCCUGGCCUGUUUCCAGUCACAGCACAGCAGAGACAUGAGAAUCCAUGCUGCCCAGGACAGUGUAAGCAUAUACCUUGGUUAUGGCAUAGAGAUUCUGCGCUCCCGCUCGUGGUAUAGUCUGAUUCAUCCUCGUGAUCUCUCCCAUGCAUCUGCACAGCACUGCGCCUUAUUGCAUGAGGGAGGUGCGAGGCAGGUGGAGAUGGUGGUCCAAGUAGAGGCGGCUGACAACUCAUGGGUCUGGCUUUAUAUCAUUGUUCAGCUGAAGACCGGAGAAUAUCCCAUCAACUGCCACAACUAUGUCAUAAGUGAGUCUGAAGCUUGGUCAGUGCGUCAGCAGUUGUACUCAGAGCAGAACCAGCUGGCUCUCCUGUACCAGGAGGCAUGCCAGUCCUCUGACCCUCUGUCCAGCCCUGAUCAGGUCUUUACACCAAGCAGCAGUGGCCUGUCAUCCCAGUCCUUCGACUUCAGCUUCACCACGUCUGGUAGAAGUUCCUCUGAGGAGCUUCCUAGUGCCUCUGGCCCCAGCAUGGUACUUGGACCUAACCCUCUUCAGGGCUUUUCUCAGGAUGAAGAGAGCCACCCGCAACCACAUGGCAGUCACCAGAUGUGGCUUGCAGAAUCUAGAAAGCAUCCAGAUAGAUCAGCCCUGACAAUUUCCCCUGAACAUCUGACCAACAUGAACAAUAUCCCAUCUGUUUCUUCAAUUCCCCAAACCCAUGCCGCCUCUCCACCCCUUCCUCCAUUCAAACUUCCUAAGCGCCAGAGCUCAGAGGAGUUUAUCUGUACACCCCCAUACACCCCUAGACUAGCAGGGGGCAGUUUUCUGUUUGGUGAUGAGUCCUUUAAAUCAGACCCUAGCAAAGUAGGUAUUGGUGAUGCAGGUAAAAUUAGGCAGUCUAUGACCUCAGCAAAUUACCCAGUGACCAUGUCUGCUCGUGUUGGGUCAACAGUGCCAGUUCAACAUUGCCGCAAACGUCUUUACGAGACAUUUCCUCCUAUUCCCGAUAGCCCAGGGAGUGAUGAAUGUAUUAUUAUGGCAUUGCCAGAGAUCAGGGGACCUCUAUAUGUAGACGUCCCUCAUUUCCCAUUCUAUCGUCCCCCGGAAGGCCUUUUAACACCAGAGGCCUCACCCAUUAAACAACCCUGUUUGAGUUUCUUCCCUCAGGAGGAAUACAUUGAGAGAGAGAGAAUGGAGAUCUCUCUUCUGGCUCAGUAUAUAAGCACUUUAGCCGAAGGUUUCUGUCACGAACACCCACAAGGCAAAUCAACUCCCUUUAAUCAUGAAUCCACACACAAUUCCACUGCAUCUUUUGAGGGACCAAACUCCUCCUUGGAUCACAAUGAUGUCUCUAUGUUUGAGGAGAAGGCAUUAGAUGGCAUCCCUCAUCCAAAUCAUUCCCCCACCUCCCCCAUACCUCCCUCGCCUUACUCAUCUUCAUUCUCACUCUCCUACAGUCGGUGUUCCCCUUCCACCCCUAUAAGCAGCUGCUCUCCUGUCCACACACAGGAGAAGGUCACUCUGAUUGGUGUAAACCACCUCUGUAGCGUCCAGUCGACGCACUGUAAAUGCAUGGCAGGGGGUGGGCUGAAGGAAGCAGAGCAAACAGACAAGAGAAAGGCUUUCACAGAGAGUGAGAUGGACAUGGAGGUGAUGCCUCCAAUGAUGCCCUCCACUGUCUCAGCCUCCCAAGGGUCCUUCACAGCUCCAGGCCUUCCUGCCCUCACCCCUGCUCUGCCUUGUGCCCAGUCCUUCCUAGAGGAGCUGGUCACCAUGGAACCUGUGUUUGGGGCAGCAGCCCCAAUGACUCCUGCCAUGAGGCAACAUGCUGAGUUGUAUCAACUCCCUCAUCAAGGUGGACAACAGAUCUACCAAGAUGGAACCAGUGACCACAUGUUUUAACAUAAGUCUGUGACUUAAUUGAUCAA